AUGAAUUGGCAAAAACAACGACAAAAUGUUUUGGACAGACUUGCAUUUGUUCCAGGUACAGUAAUUUUUUUAUAAUACUUAAUAUAGCGUAAAAAUGUUUUUUUUUAAUCUGGGGGCGAAGUAAUUUUUUUUAAUUAGCUCUUGAGAAGGGCUGAAGGAAUCGGAAUUCCAAAAUUCCGGAAACAUUUGUAAAGUUGCGAGAAUACCAUGCGAGGCUCGAAGAAAAAUUGUUUUUUUUUUGUUGAGUUUUGGGAUUUCCGCUAGGCUUUCUUUCAAAAAUUCCGAAGUUUUGCCCAACACAAAAUUUCCCUAGAACUUUCAAUUUAUAGGUGGAAUCGAUCGUGAAGGCAACGUGCUUUUAGUAAUUUCGACAUCAAAUCAACAAGAAUGCUCAUAUGAGCAAUUGGUUUCAUUAUUGGCAUUGCUCGCUGAUACUUUGCCACCAAAUACCACCCAAUUCACUGUGCUUCUCGACACUCGACAUAUUCAACUGAAAACGUUGAAAUUCUAUUUGCGUGCCACACAACAAGCAUUGUAUCGAAAAGUGCGACAGGUUUUGAUUAUUCAACCUGAGAAAUUUCUGGAUCAGCAGAAAAUCAAUUUCGAUUUGAUUGUUAGCGGAUAUACGUUGAGAGUACGGUGUUUCGGCUUUUUGUCACAUGAAAAUAAUAAUUUUUCUUAUAGACAACUCUAAUAUCAAUCCACAAAUUGUCAAAAUUCAUUGAUGUGCAUCAAUUACCCGAACAAUUUGGCGGCACUUUUGACUAUGAGCCUGAAAAAUGGCUUGAAACUCGACUGGAAAUUAUGCGAUGGGAGGAUUAUAUUGGAGAAGCGGCCGGUGAUAGAUCAAAACAUGAUGCUGAAAAAGAUCAGAAAUGUAAGAAUCUGGGAAGGGGGGAUUUGAGAACAGCACGAUUUUAGAGAUGUGUUUUCAAAAAUUGUGUCAGAUGCGCAGGUCCUGAUUUGAAAAAAAUCACAACGAAAUCUGUUUGGAAAUAUUUUAGAGCUAAAAAUCCGCGUGGCAAUUAUUCCGGAAAUUUUUAAAAAUCAAAUUUUAUUCCAGUAGAAGAAUUUGUGACGAAAUUGCACUCGACAAAACGAAUUGAUGAUGAAUUUUCGGCGCAAAAAUUGAAAAAAUCAAUAUUGGAUGUAAAAGUGGGUAUUUUCUCUAAAAAUUUCGAUUUUCGGCCGCAAAAAAUCAGGAAAAAUCCAAAAAAAAAUAAUUUCAGGAUCGCGAGGAAAGAGACAAUAAAGAAGAAUUGAUUGAAGAGCACGCGGCUGGCGUAAAUCGAUUAUUGGAUUGGGUUGAGGGAAGUGGCGAGAAGUGGUUGAGUUCGUUGUGUCAGGUUCCGGAUAAUUUUGAUGAAGCUGAUGGAUUAGUGAAACAACAUGAACAAUUGACGGAAAAAACUAAGGUUGGAAUAGUUUCUGUGUUGAAAAUUUGCUAGAAUUUUUAGAAUUGUAUGGAGAUCGAGAUUGCCCCGAUUCGAAUUUUCUAAAUUUAGGAGGGCUUUUUUGGGGGCUUGGCCUAUUUUUUCUAAAUUUUUUUUAAUUUUAAAAUUUCAAAAAAAAACGAGAAAUAUACGUUUCUAAAACUUCCGAUUUGAAAAUUUUAAGGGAAACAUGUUGAUUGGUGUGUUCUUAUGUACAGCUCUAAAACUACGAAAAAUUGUCGAAUUUCGGCUCAAAAUUAUUGAUUUGUCACCCAGAAUUCACCAGAAAAUCCUCUAAAUUCCAGGAAAUCGCCGAACAAACUCAACAAUUAGCCGAAAUGGCGACCCGAUUGAUGGCUGUUUGUCCACAAUAUUCAAUAUCUUUGCAUAAAAUGCGCGAACAAGUCGCGAUUGUUGGCGAACAUUUUGAGCAUCGCGUCGCCGCUCAAACUGAAUUCGCCAAAUCGAAUCGAGAUUUUCAGGCGAAACUUGCGGAUUUUACACGGGAAACUGAUGGAAUGUUGGAGAAAUUAUGUGGAAAAGAUGAUGAAAAUGAGGAAGAUUGGAAAAUUGAAGAAAUGACAAGAAAAAAGAAGGAAUUGGAUGAACAACUCAAUUCUUUGAGUAGGUUUUAUGAAAUUAGGUUUGGGACGAAAAUUUGAGGAUUUCAAUGAAAAAUGAGUUAGUUUUCAAAUGAAAUGGGCCAAAAAUCUGACAUUCCGAAUUUGAAAAAAUGUUGAAGCUGUAAUGAUAAUACUAUCUGAAAAUGUUUGCAGAUCAAACAUUCAAUUCGGCAAUGGAAGCCGGUCGACAAACGAUGCAAACAGCCGAUCAAUUUGAAGAUGUUCUACCAGCUGAUCAAUUUAUUGCUCAGAUUAGAUCGAGUUUGAAUUAUAUUACACAGAGACAGAAUAGGUGGGUGAAAAAGAGGAGGAUUUUUUCGCGCCGAAAGUUUUCAGAACUUAUAUUUUUCAGAUGCAACGAUCUAGCGAAUGUAAAACGUCUUAAACAACAACAAUUAAUCCAAUUGGGCACAAUUUAUAGUGAUUGUGAUCAGGCAAUAAAAUGGCUCAGCGAGCUAAAAGAAACCCUGAAUACCGAAUAUAAUUUGGCUGAAAUUGAUGAGAAAUCAGUGAGAAAUUUGAGAAAUGAUCGAAGAAAUUUGGAUCAAACAGCAAAAAGCACUUAUGAAUAUGGAAAACAAUUGUUGAAUAUGGCAAAAUCGACUGAAAGAACUGUUAUGUUGAAUAAAAAAGAUGGAAAUGAAGAAAAUGGUGGAAGAAAAAAAGAAUUGGAAAGAGUUUGGAAAGAAUUAGUUGAAAUGAUUGGAAAAAAUGAAGAGAGAUUGAGAGUUGUUGAAAGUUUUUUAGUGACUCAUAGAGAGGUAAGACUUGGAAUCAAAUAUGGUAAAGUACUUCUAGACACUGAACGAGAUUCAGAGAUGUUUAAGAUCGACUAUUUUCAGACUCGUUUUCUAAAGUUCAGCCAAAAAACAAUUUUCCAUGAAAUUUCUGAUUGUUUGAGUUCCCAACAACCAAAAAAUCGAAUAAUUAAAAAAAAACAAUUUUUGUUCGUAAAACGUUUCAAGAAUAUCAGAUUUAUGAAAAAAUGAAAAGUUAAAUGUUACAAUUGCUUUCACUAGACAACGUGAUUGAUGAUUAAAAAUGAAAGGGCCAAAUUUACAGAUGCUGGAUCGAGUGACAGAAGUUGACAGAUCUUUGCGAGAAAGAAUUCGAACAAAUGGAACCGGAAAAUUGAAUUCAAUAACAAUGUCAACGGAAAGAAGAAGAUUGCGAGAUAAUAUUGAAGAAUUGGCGAGUAUUGGAAAAAUGUUGUCGGAAGAAAUUGGAAAUGAUGAAACGUGCGUGGUUUUUGAAGGUUUUUGAUGGUUGGGGAAAAAGUGUUUCAUUCAAAAAAUAGUAUUUUUUAAACACGUGACAAUGUUUGUUUCCUAUUUUUUCUCAACAAAUUCAAACGAAAAAUAAUACUUUCAAGCCCCCUUAAAUUUGAUUGAUUUGCACAUUAUGAAAUUCCAUGGAAACCUUUUCUAAAAAAAAAAUUAUUUUUUUUAGAAUCCAAUCAACGGACCGUGAAACCAUAAUCCAUCAAUUAUCCGCCAAACUCGACGAAGUAAAAACGGCUCAAAAAAAGAUGGAAUCACUUUUUGGCUCGAAUCAGGAUGACGAUUCUGGUUCAUCAGGAAAAGAGUCUGGACCUCCUCCGAGUUCACCAGCUCGAAAGCCAAAAACAACGAGGCCAUUAUCUAAAGUAGCCGAAGAAGAAGCCGAAACAUCGCCGAUUUUACCACGAGCUGUUCGAUUGAUAGAAUCAACUGAUGGAACAGCGCCGGCUAUUCGAUUGUCCAAAAAUGAGAGUUAUCUAUGA
Molecule: messenger RNA, 3818 nt
Organism: Caenorhabditis angaria
Lineage: Eukaryota; Metazoa; Nematoda; Chromadorea; Rhabditida; Rhabditidae
Source: the annotation of a GenBank genome assembly